AUGACACCAAGACCACACUACACACAUCCCGACCGCAGUCAUGGCGGCUCAUCCAAGGAUGAAAUCCAAAAUGAACCAGACUGGAUCAAAACUCAUAGCCACCGAAUCGGAUUUUGUGAUCCUGACGAUCGGCACCCGGGGCACACCCACGUUGGAGAUGAAUGGGAAACCGAGCGACAGCGCGAAUUUCUCACCCAGGCAAAGAAAGAGGCCGAGGAGCUCAGUGAGGAAUUGAGGAAUAAAAAGCUGAUCAAUGUCCGCGAGUUCAUGGCCAAACAAGAGGACUAUCACUUGAGAUUUCCUGAAAAUCAUCCUACUGGAUGGCGCUACGUGCUUCAUACCACGGAGGAUUUUAUCAAGUACAAACAAGACUGGCCUGUCAAUGUAAAGAAGCGGCAGGAAGAGGCUGAGGAGAAAAAGAAGGAGUCCGAGCAGAAGGAAAAGGAUAGUAAGAAUCCACAGAAGGAACAUGAGUGGCGACGGGGUCGCGGCGAGAACGAGACACACCACGAGGCCCAUGCAACUGACUCGAAAGAUAAUAAUAAAGACUACAGUGACAGUGAGAAGAAGGAGGGGCAACAAAGUCUGCAAGACAAAUACUCGCCACAAGAGUUGUCUCUAUUGCGCCUGCUACAAGCCGAGAGUGAAUUGAUGCGGACCAUUCAAGAGAACGAUGGCACAGCCAAAACUCCUAUCAAGCCAGCCAAAGAGCAGGAUCUUUCUAUUGACGAGACCGAUCAGUUCACUCCGGACAACUGGAUCCCUCGAUCCACCAACCUCGUCCGUCUGACAGGGAAACACCCACUCAACUGCGAGCCUGAGCUAACAGCCCUUUUUGAUGCGGGUCUGAUCACCCCGAACCAGCUCCAUUACAUUCGAAAUCAUGGGCCAGUACCUCAUCUUUUAUGGGAAACCCAUAGAAUUGAUGUUGCAAAUGGCAAGCUUGUGCUAUCGAUGGACGAUCUGCAGAAUAGCUUCGAGGCCAUAAACAUCGCGGUGGCAUUAGCAUGCGACGGCAACCGUCGGAAAGAGCUCAACAUGAUCAGAAAGUCCAAAGGCUUCAACUGGGGUGCCGGUGCAAUUAGUUGUGCUUUCUGGAAGGGAGCUCUCCUAUGUGACGUGCUUUCAGCUGCCGGCUUGGACGACGAUAUCAUCCGGAACAGUGGAGUCCGUCGUUGGGUACAUUUCGAAGGUGCAGAUGAGCUCAGUGAGGGCAAGUAUGCCACAUCAAUUCCACUGGCAUAUGCUAUGGAUCCUGAGAACGAUGUGAUACUGGCCUAUGAAAUGAAUGACGUCCCAUUACCACCAGAUCACGGCUACCCAGUGCGAUUAUUGAUUCCCGGCUUCGUUGGUGGCCGUUGUGUCAAGUGGCUUCAUAGGAUUUGGGUCUCCGAGAAAGAAAAUGACAGUCAUUAUCAUAUUUGGGACAACCGUGUUCUUCCUGGUUUCGUUCGCGAUAUGGACUCGGAGUUUGCGCAUACCAUGUUCCACCACCCGAGUACGGCUUGCAACGAGCAAAAUCUGAAUUCGAUCAUUGUCAAGCCUGAGCAUGGCGAGACCAUCCAUCUUUCUAAUGUGGGUAGCAAUCAAAGCUACCGGAUUUCGGGUAUCGCAUACGAUGGUGGUGGCCAUGAAGUCCAGAGGGUGGAAGUUAGUUUAGACGGUGGGGAGACCUGGCUAUACUGUGUCCGCAAGUUCCCUGAGUACCCAGUCCGCCAUGGAAGGAAGUUCUGGACGUGGAUUCAUUGGCAUGUGGAUGUUGGAUUGGCACACUUGAUUCGAGCCGAGAGCAUCGUCGUCCGCUGCUUCAAUGUCUUCAAAAACAUGCAGCCAGAAAAGCCAGCAUGGAACAUAAUGGGGAUGAUGAACAAUUGCUGGUAUACAGUACGCCCGGAGAUCCUCCAUGAUCAGGAUCAUGAUGGCAUCAGCCUUUACUUCCGACACCCGACCGAGCCUGGCACUGGAAAGGGAGGCUGGAUGCAGCCCACGACAGAAAACCAGAUCGAAAAGAUCAAGCAUGAAGUGGCAUCACCACAGAAGCAGUUCACGCGCGAAGAGAUUGAAAAGCAUAACAAGGAAGAUGAUUGUUGGAUUGUCAUCAAUGGCAAAGUCUACGAUGCGACGAGUGUACUGGAAUGGCAUCCUGGUGGCAAAGCUCCAAUCAUGGCACACGCAGGGAAGGUGCAUGUCGAUACCACCGACGAAUUUGACAGCAUUCACGAUGAUUAUGCGGAGCAGAAAUUGAGUGAAUGCGUCUUGGGUCUGGUCACCGAGAAAGCAAUGGGAUUCAUUAAGGGGCAAGCCGAAGAUGCAGCGAAAGAGAAAGCCAACCCUACAGAAACGGGCUCAGAAACUGUUUUCAAUCGUCACCGAUGGAAUGCCAUCCGUUUCGCGGAGAAAAAGGCACUUUCUGAAGACACGAAUCAGUAUACUUUUUCUCUCGCACCGAAUGCGAAAAAGUUGGGCCUUGGAACCUGUCAGCAUCUCCAAUUGGGAUUCCAUUUCAGCGAUCGACUCGUGGUGAGGCCAUACACGCCCACCCGACCGGUCUUUGAAAAAGAGGAAGAUGGAACGUUCGAUCUGGUUGUCAAGACCUACCGCCCAGAUAAAUCCCAGCCAGGUGGCACGAUGAGCAAUAUCCUUGACUGUCUCCGACCCGGCGAGGAAAUCGAGGUGAAAGGCCCCACUGGCGAGAUAAAGUACAUCGGCCAAGGCAAGUUCUUAAUCGAUAAGAAAGAAUACCACUUCGGCAAAGUCAGCCUCGUACUAGGUGGCUCCGGUAUAACGCCCGGGUACCAGCUUAUCUCACGAAUCUUGCGUGCGAAAGAUCGGGGUGAGAAGGAAGACAAGACCGCUCUCAAGGUUAUUGAUGCGAACAAGACCGAGGGCGACAUCCUGCUGCGAGGAGAACUGGACGAACUGGCCAAGAAACAUUCAGAUCAAUUCCAGAUCACACAUAUUCUUUCACAUCCUGGUGAUGACUGGAAGGGCGAAAAGGGCCAUGUGUCGAAGGAGAUUUUGGAGAAGUAUGCGUUUGGUCCCGAAAAGGGGGUUGUGGCUCUACUUUGUGGUCCUCCGACCAUGAUUCAAAAGGCUGUACUUCCAGCUUUACAGGAGACGGGGUACAAGGAGGAUGAGAAUUUGUUUGGAUUUUGA
Messenger RNA from Penicillium subrubescens, 3156 nucleotides. Its product is annotated as putative nitrate reductase. The transcript has 5 exons. The coding region runs from base 1 to 3156 and encodes 1051 amino acids. NCBI's taxonomy places the organism in Eukaryota, Fungi, Ascomycota, Eurotiomycetes, Eurotiales, Aspergillaceae. Gene Ontology annotation, molecular function: oxidoreductase activity; molybdenum ion binding. The record is from RefSeq and is a predicted model, not a curated record.